CGGCAAACAGCUGAAAUGCGUGGUCGGUGUCCGGGGUCAUCAUCAUUCGAACGACUACAGCGGAGACGGAGUCGGUGACCCGCGGGUAGACGUUGUGAAUUCACCGGGUACCAGCAUGAUAUUAUUCAAUCGCGAGAUUUCACGCCAAUUAACAGCUAUUAUGCUUCAAACAAGUAAAUCAAAAAUUAAUCAAGAUGAAAUUAAAAUUAAUGAAGUGGGCAAAACAUUUUUUGAAAUACAAUUUGAUGCUAAAAAAAAAAUUAUUUCCAGGUUGAUUGAUGAAAUAAACAAUUUUAAAAAAAAGACUGAUAAGUUCAAAAGUAAAACUAAUCGUUUGAGUAUAAAAUUGAAAGAUAAUUACGAAUAUUUAAAGAAAAUUUUAGACGAGAAAAAUAAUUUGGAAAAACUAUUAAAGGCGGAAACGGCUCAGCUAAAACAAGAAGUCGAUUCUAUGGAAGAAACAAGCUUAAGUAAAUUAAAAAAAAAAGACGACGAAUUUAUUAGAGAAGCUGGAAAACAUAAAUCGAUUACUGCUAUAUAUGUGGGAAGAUUAAAUAAGUUGGAUGAAUUUACCAAACAAGAAAAAGUUCUCGAACAGAAAUACAUAUAUAUGAAAGAACAAAAUGUAAUGAUGGAUAAAAAGUAUGAGAUUGCAUUGAAAACUAUGGAAGAGAAUAAAUUUAUAAGUGAACAAAUCGCAAAAAGAAACAUGUUAAAACGAUGUGUAGAUUUUUCAGUACACAUGAAAAAACAAUCACUGAUGGUUAAAUGUCCUGUUGAGGGAGCAAGUACCAAUGAAAUACUUGAUCUAAGUGAAAUGGUAGACAUUGGUAAUAAACAGCUUGAAAUUUACGAUAAAGAAUGUCUCGAUUUGAAAAAAGAAAAUAAAGCACUUAAAGAAUUAUUGAAAUCUACCCGAGAAAUAAUAAAUGAAAAAAAUGUCGAUGAUAAUUCAAAGGAGAAUAUUGUAAGCUGGGAAGUGAAAAAUUUGGAAAACAAAUUGGCAAAUGCUAAAGAUUUGCAAGGAAUACAACAGGUGGAUAAGAAUACAAUACGUCAUGUGGAUCGGUCAAUUCAUUUGAUCGUAAUCGAAGGUACUGAGGCAGAAUUGAAAGCCACAGACCAUGACUUGCAUGCGAUCCAGGUAGAGCUGUACGAAAUUCGAUCUGCUAACCAGUUGUUGGAUCGUCAGAUUUGGAAAACAGAGGACGCGUUGUUAAAUAUUUACGAAAAAGCAUCAGUUCAUUUGGAAGAGAUAACAUCUAAUACGAGCAAUUCCAAGGAAAACAUUUUUGAUUAUAUCCAAAAGCUGUAUAAAGAAUUAGAUGACUUAAUCACCGAAGAUAACAAAUUGUUAAUAUCUGAUAAUGUCUCCAAUGAUUGAGAAGAAAUCAUAAUUAUUGGAAAGUAUAAUGUCUAUGAAAACACAAGAUUUUUUGAAUAAAAUAUUAAAGAAAUUAUAAAUUAACAACAAAACAUUUUUAUUUUUAUUUCUUAUGUAUAUAUUAUUAUACAAUCUGUAAAUUAUUAUUUUACAAUAAACACAUAUAUUAUGAUUAAC
Molecule: messenger RNA, 1561 nt
Organism: Aphis gossypii (cotton aphid)
Lineage: Eukaryota; Metazoa; Arthropoda; Insecta; Hemiptera; Aphididae
Exons: 9
Coding region: 116-1384 (422 amino acids)
Source: RefSeq, a predicted model, not a curated record